Messenger RNA from Pelodiscus sinensis (Chinese soft-shelled turtle), 1268 nucleotides. Lineage: Eukaryota; Metazoa; Chordata; Testudines; Trionychidae. The record is from RefSeq and is a predicted model, not a curated record.
AACCCACAUUGAAAAGCACGAUCAUGGAGCAGUACAACCCCAACCUCCGGAACUUCAUUUCCAUGGGCAAGAACUACGAAAAAGCCCUGGCAGGUGUGACAUACGCUGCGAAAGGCUAUUUCGAUGCGCUGGUUAAAAUGGGGGAGUUGGCCUGUGAAAGCCAAGGAUCUAAAGAACUGGGGGACGUUCUCUUCCAGAUGGCAGAAGUUCACAGGCAGAUCCAGAAUCAGCUGGAAGAGAUGCUGAAGUCUUUCCACAAUGAGCUACUGACCCAACUGGAACAGAAGGUCGAACUGGACUCCAGGUACCUAAGUGCUGCACUGAAGAAAUACCAGACGGAGCAAAGGAGCAAAGGGGAUUCGCUAGAGAAGUGCCAGGCAGAGCUGAAAAAGCUUCGCAAGAAGAGCCAAGGGAGCAAAAACCCUCAGAAGUACUCGGACAAAGAGCUGCAGUGCAUCGACACCAUCAGCAGCAAGCAAGGGGAGCUCGAAAACUACGUCUCCGACGGCUAUAAGACCGCGCUCACGGAGGAGCGGAGACGGUUCUGCUUCCUGGUGGAGAAACAGUGCGCGGUGGCGAAGAACACCAUCGCCUACCACGCGAAGGGGAAAGAGAUCCUGACGCAGAAACUCCCGAUUUGGCAACAGUCUUGCGCCGACCCCAACAAAUUCCCAGACCGGGCUGUCCAGCUGAUGCAGCAGAUGGUCGCCAGCAGCAAUGGCACGAUCAUCCCCAGCUCCCUGUCGACGUCCAAAUCGAACCUCAUCAUCUCCGACCCCAUCCCGGGGGCCAAACCGCUCCCUGUCCCGCCGGAGCUAGCGCCCUUCGUGGGGCGCAUGUCGGCCCAAGAGACCAUUCCCGUAAUGAACGGGGUCUCGGGCCCGGAGAGCGAGGACUACAGCCGCUGGUCCGAGAUGAAGAGCGCCCAGCCGAAAUCCCUCUCCCCUCCCCAGCAUCAGAAGCAGCUGAGCGACUCGUACUCCAACACGCUCCCUGUGCGCAAGAGCGUGACGCCGAAAAACAGCUACGCCACCACUGAAAACAAGACCUUGCCGCGCUCCAGCUCCAUGGCGGCCGGGCUCGAGCGGAACGGCCGGAUGCGCGUGCGGGCCAUUUUCUCCCACGCCGCGGGGGAUAACAGCACCCUCCUGAGUUUCAAGGAAGGAGAUCUCAUCACGCUCCUGGUGCCGGAGGCCCGAGACGGAUGGCACUACGGGGAGAGUGACAAAUCAAAACUACGAGGCUGGUUCCCUUUUGGAAGCGACCGG